AGAGAGAGACACCAACCAAAGGCAUCUAUAGCCAGCCAGCUUCACAGCUCUACUACUGCAACAGUACUAUUCCUCUUCUUCCAGCAAACAUGACAGAGAGACGCAUCCCCUUCAGCCUGCUCCGCACCCCUAGCUGGGACCCCUACAGGGACUGGUACCAGGGCAACCGACUCUUCGACCAGUCCUUCGGUAUGCCUGCCCACGCAGAGGGGUUACCCUCCUUCUCCAGCACCCACUGGCCCGGAUACAUGCGCCCCGCCCUCAGCCACGACCUGUCCUCUGCCGGCUUCAUGCCCUCUAUGAUGCCCCACCAGCAGAGUGCAAUGAUGCCCUUAGUCCCAAUGAUGCCCCAAGCCCCAAUGAUGGUCCAGGCCCCCAUGAUGGCCCAGGCUGGGGCAGCAUCGUACGCCCGCGCCCUAUCCCGCCAGCUCAGCACUGGCGUGUCUGAGAUCAAGCAGACCCAGGAGGCCUGGAAGGUCACUCUGGACGUCAACCACUUCUCCCCUGAAGAGUUGGUGGUCAAGACCAAGGAUGGCGUGGUAGAGAUCACUGGCAAGCAUGAGGAGAGGAAGGACGAGCAUGGAUUUGUGUCCAGAUGCUUCACUAGGAAAUACACACUGCCCCCUAUGGCUGACGCUGAGAAGGUGACGUCCACCUUGUCUCCUGAGGGAGUGCUGACCGUGGAGACUCCUCUGAACAGGCAGGCCAUCAAGGCUGCAGAGAUCUCCAUCCCAGUCACCAUGGGCAGCAGCAAGACCAAGCCCUACGACAUGACGAUGAGGAAGGGAAGUGGCAAUGGGCACCAUCAUGAUGAGCAUCAUGAAGAAGAGGAGUGAAACUCCAAACAUAAACACACACACUCACACUCACACACACAUAGUAGACACAGAUGAAAUGGUUAGACAGAAAGAGAGAAGGUAGGCAAAACUGUGCUAAUUCCACACCUAUUGUAUAGUUACAGUAGGCUCUGGAAAUGCAUAUAUAACGUUAUACGUUUCACGUGUGCUCACACUAACACCACUUGCAUGCUCUAUCCCACACUGCAGUAAUUACUAUCUGCAUUUGAGUCAAGCAACAACAACAAAAAACAGUUACACACACACACACAUACACACACACUCUCCUCAUUCCUAUUAUGCGCUUGCUAGGAACUGAAAACGAUUAGAUCUGCAAACAGUGACUGCAGCCCUGCUGUUACAUCAUCAUUCUGUGCUUGCUGCCUCUCUCUCUCUCUCUCUCUCUCUCUCUCUCUCUCUCUCUCUCUCUCUCUCUCUCUCUCUCUCUCUCUCUCUUUCUGCUUACAGACAUUAACACAGCCAAGAAGAGCCAGGACACCAGUGAUACUGUAGCCUAGUCCCAGAUCAUUUUGUUGACAAUGACCAUAGGAGUUGGAAAGACUGUACAAACUGAUCUGGACCAGGCUAGUGAUACACACAGAACACCAAAGAACCAAUGGGCCAGCACAUGGGCCUCUGACUAUUACACUCAUAGAAAUUCUAUUCAUUCUUUUUCUAUGAUUUCACCAUCCUCUGACUGUUACUGGCCAAUCACUGUUGUUAAAAUAUGGUCUAAAAUACUGGUUUGUACUGUAGUUGCAUUUGGAAAGCUGUACCCACGUAUAACGGUGAAUAAAGAA
Molecule: messenger RNA, 1636 nt
Organism: Salvelinus namaycush (lake trout)
Lineage: Eukaryota; Metazoa; Chordata; Actinopteri; Salmoniformes; Salmonidae
Product: heat shock protein beta-1-like
Exons: 3
Coding region: 90-836 (248 amino acids)
Biological process (GO): protein refolding; response to heat
Molecular function (GO): protein folding chaperone
Source: RefSeq, a predicted model, not a curated record